AUGCCCAAAGCAGCUCGGAAAACAAGGAGAAAGGACCCCAACGCACCGAAGCGAAACAUGUCCGCUUUCAUGUUCUUUUCCAUGAGCAAUCGUGAAAAAAUCAAGGAAGAGAACCCAGAAGCGACUUUUGGUCAAAUUGGUUCCCUUUUGGGAAAGAAAUGGAAAACUUUGACCGCAGUUGAAAAAGAGCCCUAUGAAGAAAAGGCCCGAAAGGACAAAGAACGCUACGAACGGGAGUGCAUGAAGGGUCCAGCAAAAACGGGUGAACCCGUCAAGAAGGAAACGAAUUCUCCACCAAAAGCUCCCUCGCCGAAGGCUCCAUCACCAAAGGCUCCUUCUCCUACUGUGCCUUCAAAUGAGUCUGAAAAGAACGCAGAGACCGACAGCACGAAAGCCGAGGAGUGA
Molecule: messenger RNA, 405 nt
Organism: Schizosaccharomyces japonicus yFS275
Lineage: Eukaryota; Fungi; Ascomycota; Schizosaccharomycetes; Schizosaccharomycetales; Schizosaccharomycetaceae
Product: high-mobility group non-histone chromatin protein
Exons: 3
Coding region: 1-405 (134 amino acids)
Cellular component (GO): nucleus
Molecular function (GO): DNA binding
Source: RefSeq, a predicted model, not a curated record